Molecule: messenger RNA, 588 nt
Organism: Notodromas monacha
Lineage: Eukaryota; Metazoa; Arthropoda; Ostracoda; Podocopida; Cyprididae
Source: the annotation of a GenBank genome assembly
UUUUUCUUCAGAUUCGACGCGCAUGUGAAGUGAAUUCGCUUCGAUCAGUGUGUUAGAGAGCGAAAGUGGGUCUUUCGGCAAACGGUGUUUCUCGAUUGUGCAUGCCCGGUGAUUUUCCAUGAAUUCAUCGUUUCCGGAAAACGAAAAAAAGGAAGUGGCGUUCAAGGUUAUUUUAUUCCCUCCAAAUCUGACGAAUAGCCAGUGAUUUUCGGGUUUAAAGAUGGGCUCUGAGGAAAAUAAGGAUGAAAAGAAAGACUUCGGCGGUUUCGAUGUGGAAGGUGCUUAUGGUGGACGCAAGACAUUAGCGGAGAAAACCGCUGAAAAUCCGCUGGUGCCGAUCGGCAUCGGUGGUGGAGCCUUGGCGGUUCUCCUUGCCCUCGGGGGAUAUCGCAAGAAAGACCCAAACAUGAAACCCUCUGUUUAUGUGAUCCACACCCGUCUAAUGGCUCAAGGCCUAGUGAUUGGUGCUAUGUUUGCAACCAUGGCGAUGCAGUUGUUCAAGAACAUCCGCAAGGAGAUCCAGUCGCGGAAAAAUGAUUAAUCCUUUUGCUUCAACCUCUUUUCCUUCCGUGUGUUUUUAAUGUGAAA